AUGGCAUCGAAUUACCUAGUCAACGUUCCCAAACUGAAAGGCAGAGAAAAUUACUCAGAAUGGGUUUUCGCAGCAGAGAAUUUUCUAGUCCUGGAGGAUAUGGCGUACGUCACGCAGAUCGUCGAGACAGGUCAAAAGUUGAGCGGGACAGGUUUUAAAAUAAGUGACGAGUGGAUCGGCUGUCUUUUACUAGCUGGAUUGACGGAGAAAUUCAUGCCGAUGAUCAUGGCCAUUGAGCAUUCAGGUAUCCAAAUAACAACGGACGCCAUUAGAACCAAGCUGAUGGAUAUGGAAACGGAAGUGGGUUCUCAAUCCAGUGAAAUUGGUGGGGCAUUUGCAAGUGGCGCGCAGAAGUGGCAACCUAAGAAAAAUAAAAAUGUGUCAGCCGGUGCGCAAAGUCAAGCUAAGUCAAAUGUCAGUGUCAGUGGUGGUGCCAAAAGUCAUGUCAAAUGUUACCGGUGUAAACAAACGGGUCACUACAAGAAUCAAUGCCCAAAUAAUGAUAAUUCAAGUAAUCAUUCGAAAGAAUUGCAACGUAAACAGAGUAAUGCAUUCAGUGUAGUAUUUUUGAGUGGCCAAUUCAACAAGUACGACUGGUACAUCGACUCUGGCGCGAGUAUGCACUUGACGGCCAAUGAAAAGUGGAUAAAGGAUGCAACAUACCACGAUAUGCGGGAGAUAUGUGUUGCAAACAACGAGAAACUUCAAGUAUUAUGUUCCGGCGACGUAAAUAUUGUGACUAAAACUGAUCAAUUUGAAUAUGAGAUACCAGUGAAAGAUGUUAUGUGUGCUCCAGGAUUGACAACAAAUUUAUUGUCAGUAAGCCAAUUGAUCGAGACUGGUAACAGAGUUCAAUUUACGUCAGAAGGCUGUAACGUGUUCAACAGAAAUAAUGAAAUGGUGGCUAUGGCUGUGCUCAGUAACGGAGUGUACAGGGUGAGACUUGCUGACAGUGAAGUGACAAGUUUAGCAGUGUCAGGAGAUGUCUGGCACAGAAGACUAGGCCAUGUCAAUAGCACUUAUUUAAAUAAAAUGUCAAUUGCUUUGGAAGGAAUGGAUCUCCAAGAAAAAGUUGACAUAAAUAAGUCAUCUUGUCCUGUAUGCUGUGAGGGCAAACAGUGUCGUCUGCCAUUCCCAAGUGGUUCUAGAUGCAAUGAGUUGCUAGGUUUGGUACACACUGACAUUUGUGGACCAAUGGAGCAUGAAUCGUUGGGAGGCUCGAGCGAUAAUGGGUGUGAGUACUGCAAUAAGGAAUUUGACUCACUUCUCAAGAAUGAAGGUAUUAUACACCAAAGAAGUAAUCCGUACACACCCGAGCAGAAUGGUGUAUCGGAACUGAAUAAUCGUACUGUGGUGGAAAAAGCAAGAUGCUUAUUGUUUGAUGCGAAGUUAGGGAAAGAGUUCUGGGCAGAGGCGACACAUACUGCUGUGUACCUACAGAAUAGAACAGUACUUCCAUCAUUGAAUGAUAAGACUCCAUAUGAAGUCUGGUUUGGUCAUAAACCAAAUGUGAGCCAUCUCAGGAUCUUCGGUAGCAGUGUGAUGGUACAUGUGGCAAAGGCAAGACGUCAGAAAUGGGACAAGAAAGCUGAAAAACACAUUCUUGUCGGAUAUCCUGAUGGUAUCAAAGGAUACAGGAUAUAUAAUCCAAGGACAAAGUGUAUCACAACUAGCCGAGAGGUCAUUGUCAUGGAAAAGGAUAAACAUCCAGAUAUCACUAUCCCAGUUAUUGAGAGUGAGAGAAAAGAAAACUCAUGUUCAGUGGGAGACAUAGAGGAUAAGGAGGUAUCAACCUUAGAAAAUGUCACCAGUGCGGAUGAAACCACAAUAACUGAUGAAACACUAGGUUUAUUGGAUGAAGACUAUAUAUCAAGUGAUUACGAAGAUGCUUCUGAUUUGCCGAAGAAAGAGGCUUUACAAGGAGAAGAAAAGGACCAGUGGUUGUCAGCGGUAAAAGAAGAACUUCAGUGUUUUAAGGACAACAAUGCUUGGGAGUUGGUAAAUAGGCCUAUGAAUGGUGAAACUAUAGUGAAGUGCAAGUGGGUUCUUAAAAAGAAGUGUGAUUCAGAAAAUAAUGUGCGUUAUAGAGCUAGGCUUGUAGCUAAGGGGUGUUCUCAAAAGUACGGAGUGGACUACAGUGAAACUUUUUCCCCUGUUGUGCGGCAUACAACACUUAGAUUACUUUUUGCAUUGUCAGUACAGUUGAAUCUAGAAGUUACUCACCUUGAUGUAAAAACCGCUUUCUUGAAUGGGGACCUGGCUGAGACAAUAUAUAUGCAGAAACCGGCUGGUUAUGCCUGUUCAGAUAAUAGUAAGGUGCUUAAAUUAAAAAAGGCUAUAUAUGGUCUCAAGCAGGCAUCCCGGGCUUGGCAUAAGAAGGUAGAUUCUUGUAUGUUAGUUGAUGGUUAUAUAAAGUCAAAAAUGGAGCCAUGUUUGUAUAUUAAAAUUGUUGGUAAUAGAAAAACUAUUGUAGCUCUGUAUGUAGUUACAAUGUCACACAUAUACCCAGAACGCACCAUAAGCGUUAAUGCAAUCACUACAAUGAAUGCUUAG
This is a messenger RNA of Pieris macdunnoughi, 2553 nucleotides long. The record is from the annotation of a GenBank genome assembly. Lineage: Eukaryota; Metazoa; Arthropoda; Insecta; Lepidoptera; Pieridae.